Messenger RNA from Argentina anserina (silverweed cinquefoil), 1133 nucleotides. RefSeq lists its product as uncharacterized. The record is from RefSeq and is a predicted model, not a curated record. NCBI's taxonomy places the organism in Eukaryota, Viridiplantae, Streptophyta, Magnoliopsida, Rosales, Rosaceae. The transcript is spliced from 3 exons. The coding region runs from base 272 to 811 and encodes 179 amino acids.
CCCCAACAGUUUCCAUUUAUAUCCAAUUCCCUGGAUAAAACCCAAAACUCAGAAUCCAACCCCCUCUCAAAUCCCUCCACCUGUCCCCGUUUUCUCCCAAAAUCAUUACACAUCCGAAGACAAAUAAAUAGGAUAAUCUCUCCCCUGUUUUUUUUGACUCGUAUCCGUUUGCCUCGCUUUCAGCAAUUCCCCCAAUUUCAAUCCCUCCCUCUCUUCUCUGUUGACUGCUUCUCAUAUCAUAUUCUUCUCUUCUCAACAACAGCCCAAACAGAUGAUGAGGCGGCAGCAGCAGCAGCAGAGCCACCAGGAUCAGCACUCCAGAAUCUUCCACGAGCUCUCCUCCCUCGUCCUCAGCCUCCUCCGAUCCCCGCCCUCCCCCGUCCACUUCUCCGAUCACCCCACGGCGCUUUCGCCGACGGGACCCAACUCCUCCUCUUUCCCGCAGACGACCACUUCUGCCUCCGAGACCAGGAGGUAUGCUGCGCCGUCGCAGAUCUCGCCGGCGGGGCUCGCGUUUCUGAUGCUCGGGAUUUCGAUGGCGCUCAUGCUGUGUGGAUCGGUCACCUUCUUUAUAGGCUUCUUGUUGAUGCCGUGGGUGCUUGGGUUGGUUAUGGUGUUUUAUGUGGCCGGAGUCGUUUCGACGCUUUCUGUUUUGGGAAAGUCGAUCCUCUGUUACGCCUCGCCGCCGCCGACGUCGCCAAGGAAGGAGAUUCCGGAUAAACCCACAUUCUUCGACAGCCGUUACUAUUAUGCCAAACUUCCAACCUUCAUCCACCAAAUAAUAUGCCUCUUCGACGCAAAAUCGGAUUGACCAAACGGUACUGACAUGCGGGUUUUCCUCUUGGAUUUACGAAAAGCAUGGAAGUUAUAGCAAACAAAAGGACUGGAGGUGGUACAGGGGAAAGAGUUGAUAUGUUUAUGGAAGGGGCGGAGCAAAGCAUCAGAAAUGCCGUUGCGAGUGUGGUGCUGCAUAUAGGUGGAACAAGUGAAUGUAUAGACAAUUCAGGAUGAAAUUAUAUAAUGGAUCGAUUGAGCUGAAGAAGAUCUUGAAGUAUUGAUGAUGCAUGAACGGUGGAUGAUGUUUUUAUUAAUGUUCUACUGAGUAUGUGGAUCUUUUCAUUGCUUGAAGCAUG